Molecule: messenger RNA, 3882 nt
Organism: Ceraceosorus guamensis
Lineage: Eukaryota; Fungi; Basidiomycota; Exobasidiomycetes; Ceraceosorales; Ceraceosoraceae
Exons: 2
Coding region: 201-3545 (1114 amino acids)
Source: RefSeq, a predicted model, not a curated record
CUUCCAUCUCGCCUCGCGUUGGUGAGCGGCGCAUCAUAUAAGGUCCAGCCCAGCCCUCAUAUCACUCUGACUCUCAUCACCGCCGAACGGGCUCGCGUUGCACACACAACAUUUGUCAGAGGUGGUGCAGGCACCGCUGCAGCUCUCCACUUGUCACUCUACUGGCCUUCCUGAGCUCUUCACCAGUCGUUCCAGCAGCCAUGUACCUGCCACGCUCCCCUGCUCUCGAUCCCUCUGGAGGCAAGUCAUUCUCUGGCGAGUCGAGCAUCAAGGGUCGUGAUACCUCGACGUCUACCCCGGCCUCACAGUCUUCUCGUACCCAUCAUACUGGAUUGCACCCAAACACCUGGGCUUCAGCAACCACCGCGCCGGCUAGCGUGCAGGUGCACUACCAUUAUUUGGCCGGAAGGUAUCGAGACUUGAGCACCGAGCACGGGCUAGGACUGGCAAAGCUUGGCAGUGUCGACGAGAAUGCUGUGCCGGCGCCUGGCUCAGACAGGAGUGACGCCGAUUCCCGCGCCUCCCACAAGGCAUCCUUGGGCGGGAUCUUUUUGGGCGCUGGUCCAGAGACGGCAAGCAGAGGCAUUGAGAGAUGGGAUUCGACCCGAACAUCUGCUGCAAAGUUGCACGUGCCAAUCGGCAAGAAAAGCAGGCGAGAGACUGCUUUGCAAAGGAUGAAACAGGAUGAUCUACUCAGACGCCGCAUUGAGGGCACCAAAGAUGUCGGAAGGCUCAAGUGGGAAGCCAAGUCGGCGCUCCUAUCUCAUUCGCAUCCUCUAGCUAUCAUACUUCUUGCUCGAGCAGCUAAGCUCUCUUCCCUGUCGUCUUGCAUCACCCUUGCAUCCUUGCUGACCACCGGUAUCACGCGCGGAAGCGCGCCCGUAGUGGUAUUGCUCGAGCGAGAUCCUCUACGUGCGCUGUCCUGGUGCUUGGAUGCCGCUGCACUUUUGCAGAAGCGAAGCUCUGCCCGACAUCGACGAGGCAAGAGCUCACCAAAGGAAGAGGAGCGGCUGAGGCAGCAAAUUGCAUCACUACUGGCUCGUCUUGUCAGAACGACCCAGGCUGAUCCGAUGCGCCAGCAUGGGGAAGAAGUCAAAUUGCCGGUCGCAAGGACUUUGCCGGCACCAGAGCUGUGGAGCUCCCUCUCGGGCCUGCUAGGUUGGCUCUCUGGUCCGCCGCAGACGCCUUCCUCCGAGACACCUGCUGACCUUCCGGGACCAGACGACGAGGAUGAAGAGGGCAAAUCAGCGGCAGUGCUGCGAAGUAUCGCAGUUGAUCUCGCGCUGGUGCGAGCGGUCGCAAUCACACGAGCGACAUUGGCGCCGGGACAAUCCGGCUGGACUCAAGCAGUACGCCGAGAGUGGGACGAGGUCCGCGAUUCCGCAGAUGCAGCUGGCAGAAUGGAUUUGUCUGCGGUGCUAGCGGCAGCUCAGACAGUUUGUGCUGAAUUGGACAAAGGCAAAAGGGGGGCGAUUGCCGGCCCUGCGGCUUCGCUUGCUCAGGCAUGUGAGGAGAGCUUGGUGGAGAGAAGUGUGCGAGUGGUCACGACCACAAACUCAGCGGAUGCGGCGCCCCUCAGGUCAACGAGCGUCAAGAAGUCACAGAACGUUCAGCGGAGCAGAAGAGGCUCUCUCGAUCGAAUGACUAGCCACACCGGCAGCUCUGACUCCAGACCGCCUUCGCUGCUGUUUCCUGUGGCAGGAUCUUCAGCGCCCGCGCAGACAACGCACACACCCGUGCAAGUCGGCAAGCCAGACGUUUCAGAUGGGCCUGCACGACGUCAAGUAGGCCGCACCAUUAGCCUUCAGCCGGGCUCCAGCCGUGAUCGCGCGGCAGCAGCCGCAGCAGCCCAAAGUGCAAGCUCACUGGGGCCUUCUCGACAGUCGGCCAUUCGCGCGCGGAGACCGAGCAGUGUCUGCUCUGACUCGCCAUCUCUAUUGUUUCCGAAUCACGACUCCGACGAGGACGAUGCUUCAUCUGCUGCUCUCAGCUCGACAAGAAUUCCGUCCGGGAGCCAGGCACGGCCGACUUCGCUGUGGGCUGCCGAGAGCGAAGAUGCCACGAUUCGCUUACCGCCCUCUCGAAGUGUUGCCGCUCGUCGACGUGUGACAAGCUUGUACGGAGAGCCUAGCGUCACGGAUGCCAGCGGGACAAAUGCCACGGGCAGUACAGCAUCGGACUAUGGGUACGAGCCGAAUGGAGUCUUUGAUCCUACUGCAAGCCUGCGCAACGCUCAACGACGGAGAAGAGUCGAUAGCUCAGCAACAAGCGCCAGCACAGCUCUAAGUGUGUUGAGCACCGCGCCCAGCAUGGCCGAGAGCAUGGCUUGGGAAAGGGAGCGAGAAUCGCCGCAAGCCUAUGCCCACUUUUCACUGCCGUCGACCGAUAGCGCUAGCGCGCGCCUAGACGUAGUCGGUCGAAAGUCUGAUGCGCAAGCGCCAGGUGCGGUAGACAGCCUACGUAGUCUUUCCAAUACCCGCACGGCUGCGCCGCGCAGCGAGCAAGCUUCUGUGCACUCUGGAGAUGGGCCCGCCGCACGUUCACUCACGAGCCGCCUCGAAAAGGCGAUGACCUCCUCUUCCUCCAUCAGCCGAGCUUCUGGAGCAGGCCUUGCGCAUCAUCGUUUUCCCAGCUCGACCAGCGGCACUUUUGGCCUGAGCGCACGUCAACGUACCACGUCAAACGCAAGCAUUUCGAGUCUCAGCAGCUUCGUGAGCUCUUCUAAUAGGCAAGGUCGAAACGGCACCCUCAGGUCUCCGAUCAGUCCGACUUUUCCGCAGUCAAUCACGACCAUAGCACCGCCAGGGAACCGCGAGGUCGCCGCUACGGCGACGAUGAGCCCAGCGAUCACGCGACCUACAGACCAGCCGAGCGCUGAUCGUGCUGGCUCAUCAGCCUCCGCCAUCAACUCGCUGCGACGAUUCGGAGGCAGCAACGGCAAGGCACGCCCUGCUGUGCCUUCCGACUUGAAGGGGCCGUCUCCAACAACGACUGUCGGAUUUCCAAGCUCAACGUCCAGUUCCAGCCGAUCCGCGGCUGACGAAAACGGCACUGCACAGGAAAAUGGCUCCAAGCGAGCGUCGCUGGCUCCCUUGAGGCCUGUGGAGGGCCAUGCGGCGCAAAGGAGUAACACGCUCUCUCCGCCUGGCAGCGCUAAUCGGAGGAGCUUCUUCGGCGUCGAUCCGACGAGCGCAGGCACGUACGGUCAAGAUCAUGCGGGCGUUUCAAAUCCAGACCCAAACCCAAAUGGGGCGACCGUAUCGGAGAGCGAAAGCUUGAUGCCACUGUCCCCUCGACCUAUUGAUCAGCAACAUCCACAAGAGAAGAGCAUGACGGCUUCCUCUUCGAGAACGGCUUCUGUCCAUACCAAUUCGGACCUUGACGCGGCGCUUGCAUCAGCGGAAGACAAAAGUCGACUGAAGACGGCCUCAGCAUGCUCCAGAUGCGGCACUCAGGUAGUCAAUGCUCCAGUCAGCAGAUCUGGACAUGUCUUCUGCGGCAGGCAAUGCAGAAUGGAGCACAAGGCAGCAGAGAAGAAGCGCUAAGCGGCCUUGGAGUUAUCUCGCGUAUCGCCGUUGCACAUCGAGACUGUGCCUGAUGUACUGCAGCCUCUACCACUUCCUGACACCUCGGUGGCGGAUGGCGCCUGGUACUCGGCCGCUCACAUUAUUCCGCUCUCAAUCGCCAUCCUCGUGUUGUAACACCACGUCUAGGCCCAAUCAAUGACUUGCUGGCUUAUCUUCGCCACUCGCAGCACCCAAUGUGGCUACCCAGUCCCUUGAUGCGUUUCGUCCGCCACUCGCUUAGGGAUCCAAAGCGUUGUGACAGCGCAUCAGAGCGCGUGGUUGCUCUAGAGGCGUCGAAGGUUUGACAUGGCUGAGA